Messenger RNA from Sciurus carolinensis (gray squirrel), 942 nucleotides. RefSeq names its product olfactory receptor 8K3-like. Bases 1 to 942 code for a protein of 313 amino acids. The transcript has a single exon. Gene Ontology annotation, cellular component: membrane. Lineage: Eukaryota; Metazoa; Chordata; Mammalia; Rodentia; Sciuridae. Gene Ontology annotation, biological process: G protein-coupled receptor signaling pathway; sensory perception of smell. The record is from RefSeq and is a predicted model, not a curated record. Gene Ontology annotation, molecular function: olfactory receptor activity; G protein-coupled receptor activity; odorant binding.
AUGGAAAAAUACAAUCUGACUUUGGUGCAUGAGUUCAUUCUGAUGGGUAUCACAUCGCGCCCUGAGCUGCAGGCUCCACUGUUUGGGCUCUUCCUCAUCAUCUACCUGGUCACAGUGCUGGGCAACCUGGGCAUGAUCAUCCUCACCAAGGUGGACCACAGCCUGCAAACACCCAUGUACUUUUUCCUAAGACACCUGGCUAUUACAGAUCUUGGUUAUUCUACAGUUGUGGGCCCCAAAAUGUUGAUAAAUUUUGUGGUGGAUCAAAAUACAAUCUCCUAUUAUUUGUGUGCUACACAACUAGCUUUCUUUCUUGUGUUCAUUGCUUGUGAACUUUUCCUUCUAGCAGCAAUGGCUUAUGACCGCUCUGUGGCCAUCUGUAACCCUCUCCUCUACACUGUCAUCAUGUCACAGAGGGUAUGUCAUCUACUGGUAGUUGUUCCCUAUCUCUACAGCACAUUUGUGUCUCUUCUGGUCACCAUAAAGAUUUUUACUUUACGCUUCUGUGGCUACAAUGUCAUCAGUCAUUUCUACUGUGACAGUCUCCCUUUGUUACCAUUGCUCUGUUCAAACACACAUGAAAUUGAAGUGAUAAUUCUGAUCUUGGCAGCAUUUAAUUUGCUUUCCUCUCUUCUGAUCAUCCUGGUGUCCUACCUGCUCAUCCUCAUAACCAUUCUCAGGAUGAAGUCAGCUGAGGGCAGGCGCAAGUCUUUCUCCACCUGUGGAUCCCACCUGACGGUGGUCAUAGUGUUCUACGGGACUUUGAUCUUCAUGUACGUGCAGCCUAAGUCCAGUCACUAUUUUGACACUGAUAAAUUGGCUUCCAUAUUUUACACUGUAAUUAUCCCCAUGUUGAAUCCCUUGAUCUACAGCUUGAGGAACAAAGAUGUAAAACAUGCCAUACAAAACACAUGGAAAAAGACAUGCACUGUUUUUUCUUGA